CCAGCCAGGGGCCUGGCCCUGGAUCGUCAGCAUCCAGAAUCCCUGGUAUUCAGGCGUUGGGCAUGUAUGUGGAGGGUCCCUCAUCAGCCCUCAGUGGGUCCUCACAGCAGCACAUUGCUUUGACAAUGCAAGUUAUGUCACGAUGUGGCGUGUGGUGAUCGGUGCCAACCGGUUGAGUCAGCUGGGCCCUGAGGUUGAAGUGCGCAAUAUUAAGCAUCUAGUGAUUCACGAAUACUAUAGAAAUAUCAAAACAGGGCACGAUGUUGCACUGCUGGAAUUGGACCAACCUGUUCAGUGCAGCUACUACAUACAACUUGCCUGCGUGCCUGAUGCCUCGCUGAGAGUGUCAGAGCUGUCGAGCUGCUACAUCAGUGGUUGGGGUUCUACAGAGCAAAGAUCUGGACGAAGUCCCGACGUCCUGCAGGAGGCCGCGGUCCAUCUCAUUGACAUCAAACUCUGCAAUAGCAGCCGGUGGUAUAGAGGGGCCAUCAAGACCCACAACUUGUGUGCUGGUUACAUGCAGGGUGGCAUCGACACCUGCCAGGGUGACAGCGGUGGUCCUCUCGUGUGCAAAGAUAACACUGCUGACUACUUCUGGCUCGUUGGUGUGACCAGCUGGGGGACAGGCUGUGGUAGAAUGCGUCGGCCUGGAGUAUACGCCUCCACUCAGCACUUUUACGAAUGGAUCCUGGUACAGAUGGGGCUGCACACACCAGUACGAACCGCUCCUACAUCACGGGAUUGGAGUCAUUUUCUCACUGCCUCCACUCCUUCCCAGAGGCCAAGGCCAAUACCAACACAAACAAAUAAGAAUAACGCCUGCCCAUUUCCACUUCACAAGCUAACAGAAUUCUUUACUCAGGUGCAGGAGCUUCUGCAUGUCCUAAGGGGAAAUAAUGCUUGAGCAGCAGGCUGAGCAUGUCCCAGUGCAGGCUGCAGUGCACCAUAACCAUUUUCUUCAGGGGCUGGUGAUCCAAGGGCAGCCCCAGUGCCAAAGGCCUGCUCUGUCCUGCCCACUCUCCUCUAGUUUUACUUACUCAAAUAUACUUUGUUCCAGAAAUAAAGCUGCCUAUUUUCACAGCUAACCAUGCCUCAUCCCAAUUCAAUCUCCUGUGCAAGGCAAGGAUUUCCAUACGUGGCACCUGCAAAAUACGC
Messenger RNA from Oxyura jamaicensis (ruddy duck), 1155 nucleotides. RefSeq names its product acrosin-like. Gene Ontology annotation, molecular function: serine-type endopeptidase activity. The record is from RefSeq and is a predicted model, not a curated record. Bases 143 to 904 code for a protein of 253 amino acids. NCBI's taxonomy places the organism in Eukaryota, Metazoa, Chordata, Aves, Anseriformes, Anatidae. Gene Ontology annotation, biological process: acrosome reaction; proteolysis. The transcript is spliced from 4 exons.